UUCGGCAUUUCGAUUUGAAACAGAAGCGAUCAUAACGACUAUCGAAAAAAGCCAUCAAGUGAUACUGCAAGAAAAAAUAUCAAAGGAAAACAUCUCUGUUAUAUUUUUUAAUCUGAACGUAUUACUAUUAGUUAUAACGUUAUCAAUCAUGAGCUACACUUAUGCCAGUUGUUUAUUCGUGUUGCUGGCUUUAGCCGGUACAAUUAACGCCGCCCCGUUAACAAACCAAAUUCAACAGGCCGAGCACUAUCUCCAAGUGUGCGGAUACCUGGCAAAAGUCGCAGAAGAGGAUCAACAUUUCAACGAUGAUGCUAUCAAACAGGCUCUCCUUAACUUUCAAGAGUAUGCUGGGCUUGAUCCCGCAAAAGGUACCGGAAUUUUGACAGAAGAAACGUUGAAACAAAUGGAAGAAUCACCUUGCAGAGAUGCUGAAACCAAUCGUAAGAGACGCUCGAUUCCUGUUAUACAUGGAUGGGAUUCCCACGUGGUCACGUGGGACAUAACCAGUUAUUCCAAAUGGCUUUCAAAAAGUGAGGUUGAUAAAACAGCCGAAGAAGCCUUGAAGAUGUGGUCUGAUGCAGCUGACAUAACUUUCGUACGAGUUCCAGGCGGAGAGGUUGACAUAAGCAUCGCAUUUUUGACUGGGGCACAUGGUGAUAUUGACUUCGGUGGCAUAAACAAAGCGCUUGCGCACACGUAUUAUCCACCCAAAUCAGGAUCAGGGGGUGUAUUGGAGGGAGAUGUACACUUGGAUGACGCCCGCCAGUGGACUGUGAAAAGCAGUACAGCAGGUCACGAUCUGCGGGUGACUCUUCUGCACGAGCUUGGUCACUCGAUUGGUAUAGCUCAUUCGACUAACAGGAACGAUGCGAUGUUUAGUUCAGAAUCCACUUCAACAUUGAGUGAAAAUGAUAAAGCUGCAGCAAGAAAGCUCUAUGGUGCACCCAAAGGUGAGCCAGCUUAUGUAAGUCCUAAACCAGCUACGCAAGUACCUGUUGUAGUUACACCUAAGACGACCACGUCCUCACAACCAAAAGGCGAAUCGGAUGAUUCCAACUGUCCAACAUCCAUUGAUGCUGCAACCCAGAUGCUUACGGGCGAAAUCAUUUUAAUAAAAGGUGAUAAGUUAUGGAAGAUUGUGGACAAUCAGUUAGUACCAGGUCAUCCUGUUCAAGUAUCUACAGUUUUCUCUGGUUUACCGGCCAAUAUUGACUCGGCUAUGACCAUGCCGGAACAUAUGGUUGACUGGGGAAAUAAGGCCGGAAAGACCUACUUUUUCAAGGCGGACAAUAAUGGUACACAAGUGUGGCGGUAUUCAGGAUACAGUCCAGAAGUCGGUUACCCUAAAUCUUUAGAGUUAGAGUUUGGAGUUUCUUUGCCGCAUGUGGAUGCUGCUUAUACUAUUGGUGGAUUACGAGGUGUCUAUUUUAUUGGCGGUACUAAUUAUUAUUUGGAGACACCAUAUCAACAAAUCGGACCAUUUCAGACCGAUAGUUUCCAGGGCUUUAAUAGCCAAGCUACUGCUGCCCUCAGUGGUGCAGACGAUAUUACGUACAUAUUAUUCGGAGCAGACGGUAACUACUACGAGAUCAAUCCUUUAGGCCUACCAGAACUCGAUAUAGCUCCAUGGUCAGUCUUACCUGGCUUCCCGCGUUCAACGAGCCUUGGAUGGUUCGGUUGCAAUAUCUAAGUCACCUGAUCAAACAAAACGCCCGAAAUCUACAUACUGAACUGUAUUUUAAUAAAAAGAACAGAAGUCUAAUGGCAUGGGAAGAUUUAGGGGGAUGGGGUGUGAGGACCGGCCCCGCCCUUUAUUUUUUCGAAAGUUCUUACCUCACCGUACUGAGAUUAGCCAAUGAAGUAUUUUACCUCUUUGGUUAGACAGACUUAGCAAUUUCCCCAACGGAAUUACGUGCAUAACGUUAUAAUUCUAUUUCGUUAGCCGUGUUUAAAUCGUUAUUGUCUCUGCCAUCAAAAUUGUUAUGCUGUCUCAAAGUUUUGAUAAUUUCACAAGAACUGUUUUCAAGGGCAUAAUCAGCUUACACCUACCACAUUACAACGGUUGAAAUGUAAUGUUUAGGCCUUUGACAAAUCCUCAAAUUUAGAUUCAACCCAAAUUUAAUAUUACAUUUCCUUCCAAAGUACCAAUAAACGACUGUAAUUAUAACUUAUAUGCAUAUUUAUAUUAAUUAUUAUUGUUAGUAUUUAAGUUAGUAAUUUAAUAAAUAUUAAUGUAUGUUUAUAUUUUGAAUACUAUUUAAUUAGUUUAGUCUUGUCAGAUUUAAAAUAUUGAUUUGAUUUUGUUUGCUUUUGAUGAUUUUGAAAUGUGUGCGUUUAUUUCAGCGCUGACAUUAUUAUUAUUAUUAUUAUUAUUAUUAUUAUUAUUGUUAUUAUUAUUAUUAUUGUUAUUAUUAUUAUUAUUAUUAUUAUUAUUAUUAUUAUUAUUAUUAUUAUUAUUAUUAUUAUUGAAUAAAACCAAAUCCACACGUAGACUGGAUUGGAUUUAUUAUAAGGACCAAGACCUUGAAGAGUUUUUUUUUUUUUGCUUAACAGGGGAUGAGUUCAUUUGCUGUAUGUUUGAUAGGAAAUAAAUAUAAAAGGUAAAAUUACUAAAAGACUUGUUAAGGUAAUCAAAUGUACAAAUUAUCUAAUUAUAUAUGUAUAUAUAGUACAUUUUAUCGUUCCAAUUUUGAUUAAAAAAUAACAUACUAAAUCUAGAAAAAAAGAAAGAAGUGAUGAUUUUAUUGUUCAUUAGUUGGCUUUAUCAGGGGAUAAGUUCAUAUUCAGUUUGACAGAAAAUACAGUAAUUAUAAAAGGUAAACCCACUAAAAGACUUGUUGAGUUCAUUUGCUGUAUGUCAAUGAUAGGAAAUAAAUAUAAAAGGUAAAAUUACUAAAAGACUUGUUAAGGUAAUUAAAUGUACUAAUUAUCUAAUUAUAUAUGUAUGUAUAGUACAUUUUAUCGUUCCAAUUUUGAUUAAAAAAUAACAUACUAAAUCUAGAAAAAAA
Anneissia japonica is the source of this 3008-nucleotide messenger RNA. Its product is annotated as matrix metalloproteinase-14-like. Gene Ontology annotation, cellular component: extracellular matrix. Gene Ontology annotation, molecular function: metalloendopeptidase activity; zinc ion binding. The record is from RefSeq and is a predicted model, not a curated record. The transcript is spliced from 8 exons. Bases 149 to 1690 code for a protein of 513 amino acids. Lineage: Eukaryota; Metazoa; Echinodermata; Crinoidea; Comatulida; Comatulidae. Gene Ontology annotation, biological process: proteolysis.